Cydia pomonella (codling moth) is the source of this 8200-nucleotide messenger RNA. RefSeq lists its product as uncharacterized. Lineage: Eukaryota; Metazoa; Arthropoda; Insecta; Lepidoptera; Tortricidae. The coding region runs from base 196 to 4335 and encodes 1379 amino acids. Gene Ontology annotation, molecular function: phosphatidylinositol-3-phosphate binding; protein binding; phosphatidylinositol-3,5-bisphosphate binding. The record is from RefSeq and is a predicted model, not a curated record. Gene Ontology annotation, cellular component: extrinsic component of membrane; cytosol; phagophore assembly site membrane. Gene Ontology annotation, biological process: protein localization to phagophore assembly site; nucleophagy; autophagy of mitochondrion. The transcript has 8 exons.
UCGCAAGCGGAGGGAGGGGGCUUGUUUUUAGCAGCAAGGUCGUUCUUUGUGUCAAAAAAUUCUUAGUUCUGUUGUGACGAUACUCAGUUUAUAAUAAUACAGUGAGUGUUUGUGUUCCGUCGCAAAGGUCGUUGCGCGCGUAUGUCGUCCGUAGUCGAUAGUAAUUAAACAGACCCGUACACUUCGAACGUUCCAAUGAGUUUGGGAGGAGGACAAAACACAGAUGGAUCAAACGCAGGAGGAAUAUUUGUUCAAUUUAACCAGGAUUGCACAUCACUGGUGGCCGGCAGCAGCCAAGGCUACCACCUGUUCGCGCUGACCCCCGACGAUGGGGUCGAGGAAAUAUAUGCGUCCCGCUCUGGCCAGGACACCUGUCUCGUCGACCGGCUGUUCAGCUCCAGCCUCGUUGCCGUGGUCACCGUCGCUGCGCCCAGGAAGCUGAUAGUGUGCCACUACAAGAAGGGCACGGAAAUAUGCAACUACAGCUACAGUAACACCAUCCUCGCCGUCAAGCUCAACCGCUCGCGGCUGGUGGUAUGCCUCGAAGAGUCGCUCCACAUUCACAAUAUCCGCGACAUGAAGAUCCUCCACACGAUCCGCGACACGCCGCCCAACCCGCGCGGCCUGUGCGCGCUGGCCCCGGCCGCUGAUCGCUGCUACCUCGCCUACCCGGGCUCGAGCGCCGUUGGCGAAGUACAGAUCUUCGACGCGGUGCACUUAAACGCUAAAUGCGUGCUUAGCGCGCAUGAUUCCGGAUUAGCUGCCUUAGCCUGGUCUUCAUGUGGGCGGCGAUUAGCGACUGCAUCAGAACGGGGAACCGUUAUAAGAGUAUUCGCUGUACCAGAGCGAGUACGCCUGUUUGAAUUCAGGCGCGGAGUGAAGAGAUGUGUGUCGAUAUCUUGCUUGGCGUUCAGCGCGUGCGGGACGUUUCUGGCGGCGUCGUCGAACACUGAGACGGUGCACGUGUUCCGUUUGGCGGAGCCGCCGACGCCGCCCACGCCGCAGCCCGGCGCGGACCCACCAGCAGGCGCAGCGGCGAGCGGAGCGGCGGCGGCGGCCGGGGCGGGCGCGGGCGCGGGCGAGGCGGAGGGCGGCGGCUGGCUGGGCUGGCUGUCGUCGGCCGUGGCGGCGGGCGCCGGCCUGCUGCCCGCGCAGGUGGCCGACGUGCUGGCGCAGGGCCGCGCCUUCGCUGCGGCCAGGCUGCCCAUCCAGCCCAGCCGCGCCAUGGUCGCCAUCACCAAGUCAGUACCUUUACUUCACCGGGCCAGGCGGAGGCGGCGGCUGGCUGGGCUGGCUGUCGUCGGCCGUGGCGGCGGGCGCCGGCCUGCUGCCCGCGCAGGUGGCCGACGUGCUGGCGCAGGGCCGCGCCUUCGCUGCGGCCAGGCUGCCCAUCCAGCCCAGCCGCGCCAUGGUCGCCAUCACCAAGUCAGUACCUUUACUUCACCGGGCCAGGCGGAGGCGGCGGCUGGCUGGGCUGGCUGUCGUCGGCCGUGGCGGCGGGCGCCGGCCUGCUGCCCGCGCAGGUGGCCGACGUGCUGGCGCAGGGCCGCGCCUUCGCUGCGGCCAGGCUGCCCAUCCAGCCCAGCCGCGCCAUGGUCGCCAUCACCAAGUCAGUACCUUUACUUCACCGGGCCAGGCGGAGGCGGCGGCUGGCUGGGCUGGCUGUCGUCGGCCGUGGCGGCGGGCGCCGGCCUGCUGCCCGCGCAGGUGGCCGACGUGCUGGCGCAGGGCCGCGCCUUCGCUGCGGCCAGGCUGCCCAUCCAGCCCAGCCGCGCCAUGGUCGCCAUCACCAAGUCAGUACCUUUACUUCACCGGGCCAGGCGGAGGCGGCGGCUGGCUGGGCUGGCUGUCGUCGGCCGUGGCGGCGGGCGCCGGCCUGCUGCCCGCGCAGGUGGCCGACGUGCUGGCGCAGGGCCGCGCCUUCGCUGCGGCCAGGCUGCCCAUCCAGCCCAGCCGCGCCAUGGUCGCCAUCACCAAGUCAGUACCUUUACUUCACCGGGCCAGGCGGAGGCGGCGGCUGGCUGGGCUGGCUGUCGUCGGCCGUGGCGGCGGGCGCCGGCCUGCUGCCCGCGCAGGUGGCCGACGUGCUGGCGCAGGGCCGCGCCUUCGCUGCGGCCAGGCUGCCCAUCCAGCCCAGCCGCGCCAUGGUCGCCAUCACCAAGUCAGUACCUUUACUUCACCGGGCCAGGCGGAGGCGGCGGCUGGCUGGGCUGGCUGUCGUCGGCCGUGGCGGCGGGCGCCGGCCUGCUGCCCGCGCAGGUGGCCGACGUGCUGGCGCAGGGCCGCGCCUUCGCUGCGGCCAGGCUGCCCAUCCAGCCCAGCCGCGCCAUGGUCGCCAUCACCAAGUCAGUACCUUUACUUCACCGGGCCAGGCGGAGGCGGCGGCUGGCUGGGCUGGCUGUCGUCGGCCGUGGCGGCGGGCGCCGGCCUGCUGCCCGCGCAGGUGGCCGACGUGCUGGCGCAGGGCCGCGCCUUCGCUGCGGCCAGGCUGCCCAUCCAGCCCAGCCGCGCCAUGGUCGCCAUCACCAAGUCAGUACCUUUACUUCACCGGGCCAGGCGGAGGCGGCGGCUGGCUGGGCUGGCUGUCGUCGGCCGUGGCGGCGGGCGCCGGCCUGCUGCCCGCGCAGGUGGCCGACGUGCUGGCGCAGGGCCGCGCCUUCGCUGCGGCCAGGCUGCCCAUCCAGCCCAGCCGCGCCAUGGUCGCCAUCACCAAGUCAGUACCUUUACUUCACCGGGCCAGGCGGAGGCGGCGGCUGGCUGGGCUGGCUGUCGUCGGCCGUGGCGGCGGGCGCCGGCCUGCUGCCCGCGCAGGUGGCCGACGUGCUGGCGCAGGGCCGCGCCUUCGCUGCGGCCAGGCUGCCCAUCCAGCCCAGCCGCGCCAUGGUCGCCAUCACCAAGUCAGUACCUUUACUUCACCGGGCCAGGCGGAGGCGGCGGCUGGCUGGGCUGGCUGUCGUCGGCCGUGGCGGCGGGCGCCGGCCUGCUGCCCGCGCAGGUGGCCGACGUGCUGGCGCAGGGCCGCGCCUUCGCUGCGGCCAGGCUGCCCAUCCAGCCCAGCCGCGCCAUGGUCGCCAUCACCAAGUCAGUACCUUUACUUCACCGGGCCAGGCGGAGGCGGCGGCUGGCUGGGCUGGCUGUCGUCGGCCGUGGCGGCGGGCGCCGGCCUGCUGCCCGCGCAGGUGGCCGACGUGCUGGCGCAGGGCCGCGCCUUCGCUGCGGCCAGGCUGCCCAUCCAGCCCAGCCGCGCCAUGGUCGCCAUCACCAAGUCAGUACCUUUACUUCACCGGGCCAGGCGGAGGCGGCGGCUGGCUGGGCUGGCUGUCGUCGGCCGUGGCGGCGGGCGCCGGCCUGCUGCCCGCGCAGGUGGCCGACGUGCUGGCGCAGGGCCGCGCCUUCGCUGCGGCCAGGCUGCCCAUCCAGCCCAGCCGCGCCAUGGUCGCCAUCACCAAGUCAGUACCUUUACUUCACCGGGCCAGGCGGAGGCGGCGGCUGGCUGGGCUGGCUGUCGUCGGCCGUGGCGGCGGGCGCCGGCCUGCUGCCCGCGCAGGUGGCCGACGUGCUGGCGCAGGGCCGCGCCUUCGCUGCGGCCAGGCUGCCCAUCCAGCCCAGCCGCGCCAUGGUCGCCAUCACCAAGUCAGUACCUUUACUUCACCGGGCCAGGCGGAGGCGGCGGCUGGCUGGGCUGGCUGUCGUCGGCCGUGGCGGCGGGCGCCGGCCUGCUGCCCGCGCAGGUGGCCGACGUGCUGGCGCAGGGCCGCGCCUUCGCUGCGGCCAGGCUGCCCAUCCAGCCCAGCCGCGCCAUGGUCGCCAUCACCAAGUCAGUACCUUUACUUCACCGGGCCAGGCGGAGGCGGCGGCUGGCUGGGCUGGCUGUCGUCGGCCGUGGCGGCGGGCGCCGGCCUGCUGCCCGCGCAGGUGGCCGACGUGCUGGCGCAGGGCCGCGCCUUCGCUGCGGCCAGGCUGCCCAUCCAGCCCAGCCGCGCCAUGGUCGCCAUCACCAACGUGGGGCGCGCGCCGCGGCUGCUGGUGGCCACGGCGGGCGGCGAGCUGUUCGUGUACGCGCUGGCCGCGGCCGAGGGCGGCGACUGCGCGCUGCUGCGCACGCACCGCCUGCUGGAGCCGCGCGCGCCGCCGCCGCCCGAGCCCACCGACGCGGCGGCCGGCAACAGUUACGCGGGCGCGCUGCGCGGCCGCGACCCCCACAGGAUGUCAGACUCGGAGCGCGACUCGGAGCUGGGCGCGGCGCUGGAGGGCUCGCCGCCGCGCGGGCCGUUCGACCUGCGCGACCCCAAGCACUUCCCGCCCAUGCGCGCGCAGGCGCCCGCCCUCGACUAGCCGCGCCGGCGCAGCCGAGACCACUCGCGUGCCCGCCCGGACCGACGUCAACUCGUUCACAAGUCGGCUUGUGUGAGCAAAGGACCUUUUAUUGAAACUGGAUGUUCCGUCUAAGUCACUCUGUACUACUAAGAUGGUCGGCACUUUAUCAUUUGUCAUCAUGCCUGUCACGUUCUAACAAGUAUGUAAGCGCAUAGUGACAAAUGAUAAAAAUGGAACCCUGCUGCCACCGCUGUUGAUGCGUCAUAACACCUUGAAUGACGAUUCACGCAUUUUGCAUUUCCUUCUAUAUGAUAAUCUCUAAAUUAGCUCAAGUGCUGCUUAAGGGACAUUCUAGAGAAUCACCCUGCAUAAGAGACGAUGAUUCCGUUUUCAUUUAAGGUCAUCGCCUCAACAAAAUGUAUUAGACGGGACUAGCUUGAAUAAAAGUUCCUUAGUCCGGGGUAAAACAAAAGUAGCGCUCGUUGUGGUGUACCUUAUCUUAAGGUUUACUUACCCAUCACGGUUCCUUAGGCCAAUAAACUGACAUCUGUCAAAAUCGCACAAUGUCAACAUUAGACAAAAUGUGAGACUAACAUAGAUUUGACGGUGGUGCGGUGUAACGCGAGCAAUUUAAUUGCAAAAUAAAACUCCGAUCAACGCUGGUCUAUUUGUGUUAUUUGAUACGUGGAACAUACUUAAACGGCAAAAUUAACCAACGUCGAAUGGAAUUUUAUACAUUGCGCUGAUUUAAAGUCGUGACUGAGUCGAGUCGAUUUAAAGUCGUGAAUGUUGUUUACAUUUGAAAUUGUUUAGCGUCCGGGAAACUGUAUUGUUAUAUUUAUAGAAUCAAACUUCGAAAUAGUACUGAUACUUAGCAGAGCUGCUUUAGAUCUCUUGAAUUUACUUUGAUCCAGUAGCAGUUUGUAGUAAAAUUUACUUUAUUACAAAAUAUUGUAUGACUGACGUUUUUUUAGUAACGGAAAAUAUACAAGACCUUGCUACCUCCCUUCGGCAACCUUCACUCGUUCAUGUCAAAAGGCCAUUAUUUUUCUACAUUUAAUGUUUCUAAGACAGCUCUGUUAGUAAAAUACACUACUUGCGUAUACGUACAAAGUAAUAGUUAAAUUUAAUAAUGAUUCAACUUUAGGGCCACCUGUUCUAGAAACUGUUUGUUAUUAUUCAUAAUGUCAGUUUUAUGAACAUUGUAACAAUACCCUCGCACCAAGGAAGCUAACUGUAUUGCGACAGGUGAUAGCAUUCUCUCUCACACUUAUUCAUCAGAGACAGAUCAGUAGCAUGUCCAAUUAUAGCAUUGCCAAUUCGUGAAAAGCUAAAUUCAGUGCAUUAUCAGUUCUUAUAAAAAAUCCUUUUGAACUCUUUUUAAUUCCUGUGUUAGUGUAGUGUGUGUGCAACGCCACACGCACACUGCUGUACUUAUAUAUAAGUAGCAUACAUUGUAACUGUAACCAGAAUAAACCUAUAAGUACUUCAGCCGAAGUACUUCUCCUUUAACGCGCCACCUCACAUGGCGAUCCUACCAAGGUACUACUACUAAGCUACUUAUAUAUAGUUAGGUGUGACUGUGGCGUUGCACACACACUACGAUUACGAUAGACUAUUUCUGUAACCUUAACUUAGUAUUUUCUUAAUAUAUAAGUGUGAACGAAUGCUUUCAUCGGCCUGCAUCGCUAACAGUGACUUAAGGCAUUUCAACCAAGCUUAAUUACUUUCGAAAUGCCUUAUGUCGCAGCAUUGCAGUCUAGAUAUACGAUCGGCAACUAUUAGCAAUGCGGUGCCUAAAUACACACAACUGACCAAUUCUAGACUCUAUCACAAAGGCAUAAAGUCUAGGUAUGGUCAGUUUUGUGUUUCUUCGGGCUUGUAUCAAGGCCUUACGAAGCGCGAUUUUGUGCGCCGCGAAAAAAAAGUCAAAAUGUGAAAAUGAAAAAAAAAAUAGUAUUAGUUAAGACAAAGGUUUUAAAAACGUGAAAAAAAAGAUGCUUUAAGACAUUGUAUGUAUUUAGCUAAUUAGUUUUUAUCAAAUUGCGAGUAGCGUUGCGGCAAAUGUAUUCACAAAUCAUGGCUAGAAAAUACCUCUGGUAGACCUAAUACUCUCUUUUUAAAAGCCUUACGCUGCCGCGCCGGGCACAUGUGAGCGAUUUUAGUAUGCAAAUUAAAAGCGCGGCGUUCAAUGUAGGACUUUAUUGUAUUGUGAUAGAAUUGAAAACCUCAUGACAACAUUUUACAUUUAUCUCUGAUAUAGUUCGUGUCAAGGCACGCGUCUUGGUGAAUGACACGAUAUAAUGGCAACAAAAUAAUGUAUGAGUAUCUGUUUCGUUUCGUUUGAAAAUGAUUGCAACAGAAAAUUAAUUUCAACUCAAUGACCGCUAUAACACGACUCAAAUUACAUGUUAUUUUCUAUUGGAGCCCAAGUUAUUUUCUUUCCAUGAUUGUAUUUAUAGUGGUAGCUGACGAUUUGACGUUAUUUUUGGCCAUAAUUGUUACAAAUGUGAAAUUAUGUACCUGUAUAAUUAAUUUACUUAAAGUGAGGCCUGUCUUUCAUCUGAAAUUAUUCAUAUAAUUUUCAUUUUUAUCUGUAAAUGCUCGAAGUUAUUUUAGGUAAACGAUCGGCCUCAUUAUUAGCAAUACGCUUGUAAAUUAAGUUGAGUGUACAGACAAAGAAAUAUAAUUCAUCUUGACUGUACCUCCAGAGCUUAGAAGUCAACUUUGAUGUUAAAAUUGUAUGAAAUUCAAAAUCGCACUCGUGUUCAUUGUAUAUAGAGUAUAUAUGUCUCGGAUAAUUGUAUGUAAACGAUAAGUAUAGUUUAACGAGCGAGCAGCUCGCGCGAGGGGCGACUUUGUUCUCCAAAUACUGGGUAAUGGGCAAUGAAAAUGGAUCACUUUGUUUAGAAAGUUCAUAUAAUAUGACCCAUUGUCAUUGCUCUAGAUCUAGGUUCACCAAAUGGCGCACUGCGGUCCGGAUCUGGACCGCCGACCUAUUUUAUUUUUAUGCUAAUUUAAAAACCGGACCCCUGAAGAUACUUAUUGGUGAUCCCUGCUCUAGAUUAUAAACCUUAGCAGCUAGGUUGUCUAAAUGACAAAAGAAGGCAAUUUCUUAAAUAAUAUAUUGUAUGUAAAACUUGGAUCAAGGCAUCAUAGUUUUCAAAUAAUUAUUAGACGCGAAUUUGUCCUCGGCGUUAUUAAAGAAAAAUACCUGUUAUGUAAUAUGACACCAAUGGAAUGUAGUAUAAGAUGUUAUUUCGGAAAUAUGCCAAUAUGAACUGACAUUUGGAGAACAAUACAACGCCUCCGCCGCCGCCGAACAUGACAAACCAAAACUUUGGAGAUUUGUGAUCUGUAAAUUAGCUGUAAGCCGGUGGCGGCACUCGCAACUACCUGUACACUUCAAUGAUGGGAUUUAAAAUCACUUUAGUUGGUUCAAUAACCACCACUGUUUACAAUCCUUGUUUAAAAAUGUAAAAUGGGAACUAUCUGAAGUACUUUUAACAAGUAAUUUCAUUUGUCAUAACAAGAAAUGUCAAGCGCACGCCAACAUAACCAUUAUUUUACGUUAUGGGCACAAUUCAUGACGUCUUCAACGCUUCUUAGCUUUCCAUCAGUUGAAAAGAUCCCAGGCCUGCCGGACAAAAAGCCGGGCGAAGAAAAAGUAAAAACUAUUACAAAAACUUAUAUCAUAUCGACGUAUUGAAGUCUCUCCUGACCUGUUCAGUAGCUGGAAUGUUGAAGAAAUAAGAAUGUAACUUUGAAUCCCAUUAUGUAAGUGAACGGGGUUAAGCACUGCCACGGCAGCUCCCGUAAGCUCGCACCUUGCGUACUUUUCACAUCAUGUUUCACAAAACUACGGCUUAAUACCCUAAUAUAU